Molecule: messenger RNA, 1056 nt
Organism: Cladophialophora carrionii CBS 160.54
Lineage: Eukaryota; Fungi; Ascomycota; Eurotiomycetes; Chaetothyriales; Herpotrichiellaceae
Exons: 1
Coding region: 1-1056 (351 amino acids)
Source: RefSeq, a predicted model, not a curated record
AUGAGUCUUUUCAGCGACAUUGUCAAUUCGAUUGGCGGCGAUAAGUCUCCUGCGCCACCGAAACUACCAGCAAGACCGUUGAGCGUGAAUGGAGUGCGGCCAGUGUCGGACGUCAGCAAGAUCGGCUCACGGCUCGGGGUACCGGCUGUUCCGUCACCACUGAACGGCGUCAAGCGAAAGGCUGAAGAUGGCUCACCAAAGCUGCCAGAGAAGCUCAUCAAACCGAAUCCGAUAUCCACUACCACCAACAGAGUCACUCACCGUCCAGCUGCCCCUCCACUCAAUGCCCCGAAACCAGCCAACGAGAAGUCUGAGAAGAGUUCGUUCGCGCCCAGACCGAAGCUCGAGGCUACCGCCGAUAUCCCAGCCAGGGUGGGCACUGCCUCAAUAACGCCGCCCACGACAGUUCCUAAAGGCCCAGCAAAGGGGUCCUAUGCAGAGUUGAUGGCAAGGGCGAAACAGGCACAAACGGAGAAAGCCCAACAAAGUCAGGUUGGCAUGAUCAAACAUCAGCCAACACAUCGAGAAAGGGUGUCCAAGGUGGCAGAAAGACGACGACAAGAGGAAGAGAAGGCCAAGGCAAGCAAGGAGAAAAUCGGCAGUUCAAGGCCUAUACCUGGUGGCAAGCAACAGGUCAAGUCUCGAAGCGUUAGCCCCACGAAGAGGACAGAUCAGCCGAGAGUUCCAAAAGCCCCGCGCCCGCCCUUGCAUGCUCCUCCAUCUUCAUCUUACAAGGGAACCAUGGGGAUCACCUCUGGCCGUACAGCGAAGCCACCACCCAAGCGGAGAAGAUACGACGAAUAUCUUGGCACCGACGAAGAAGACGUCUCAGACGACAUGGGUGGUUACGGCGAGGACGAGGAAGACGAUUACGGGUCGGAUGGCUCUUCUGACAUGGAAGCUGGACUGGACGACUUGGACGCUGAAGAACAGAGAGCGUUGAAGGCCGCUAAGGAAGAAGAUGCCCGAGAGUUGGCUUUGGAAAACCAGCUGAAGCGUGAGAAAGAAGAGAAGCGAAAGAGGCUUAUGGCGCUUGCCGACAAGCGGAGAAAGUGA